AAAAUAUCCUUACGCACUAUCUAGCUACUUUAUAUAAAUCAUAAUGGCCAAAUUCUUACUGUUAAACUUUUGUUAUCAGAGAAAAAAGAAAUGAAAAAGUAAUCAUAAUGAAUUCAAAGUUUUUUGAAGAAAAGUACUUAGACUAUGUAUUAGUUCCUUCUGGAUUAAUAUUGCUUGGUAUAUACCAUUUAUGGCUUCUGCACAUCAUUAUUCACCAUCCUACAAGAUCUGUUAUUGGCCUUAAUUCUAUAAGCCGCCAUCGAUGGGUUCUUUAUAUUAUGAGGGAUCCAGCAAAGAAUGGUAUUUUGGGAGUACAAACGAUUCGAAACAACCUAAUGGCGUCGACACUUCUAGCAACAAUUGCAAUAACUCUGAGUUCGUUGAUCAGUGCUAUUGUGAGCAGCUCAAGUAAUCUGAACUACACAAUACACACAACUAAAUAUUUAUCAGUUUUAAUAUGCUUUCUUGUAGCAUUUUUCUGCAAUAUGCAGACAACCAGAUACUAUGCCCAUAUUAGUUUCUUGCUUAAUGUACCAUCACCCUCAACCGAAGGAAGGGAAGAGUUUAUUGAAUAUGUCUCCGAACAAUUGAAUCGUGGCUGCCUGUAUUGGUCUUUGGGAUUGCGAGCAUUCUACUUUGCUUUUCCUCUUCUGCUCUGGAUCUUCGGCGCCAUUGCAAUGUUUGCUUGUAGCUGUUUGAUGGCAAUUCUGCUUUAUUUCUUGGAUACUGCUAGUUCUUGCCCGAAGUAUAUUAACAAUAGUAACGCGAACAAGGGUACACAUAAAUCGGAUGUUGAAUCAAUGGGAACAGAUUGGUCAGGAAACUCUAACCUCCAUUGCUCGCUACUAGGAAACAACAAGCCACAUUCUACAAGUACUGAUAAUUUGUUCACUUCCGCGAGAUAGUACAUACCUUGAAUGCAGCCUGCAUAAGCAGUCUCCUGCGAAAAAUUGGAAGGAGCAUAACAAGUAAUCUUUAGCUUUGACUAGUAGUUUUAAUUAAUUUAACAAUUAGCUCAGAGUCUCAGAGUAUUAUGGUUAUGUACUUAUGUUUAUAGACCAUAAUGCUCCGUAGUCUUCUGUAUUGAAUGCAUAAAGAGAGCCAUUGAUGGUAUUGUUGUUUGUUCUCA
This is a messenger RNA of Chenopodium quinoa (quinoa), 1129 nucleotides long. RefSeq lists its product as uncharacterized. The record is from RefSeq and is a predicted model, not a curated record. Lineage: Eukaryota; Viridiplantae; Streptophyta; Magnoliopsida; Caryophyllales; Amaranthaceae. Bases 108 to 905 code for a protein of 265 amino acids. The transcript is spliced from 3 exons.